This is a messenger RNA of Paramormyrops kingsleyae, 2828 nucleotides long. It is a transcript of the gene cblc, whose product is annotated as Cbl proto-oncogene C, E3 ubiquitin protein ligase. Gene Ontology annotation, biological process: negative regulation of epidermal growth factor-activated receptor activity; cell surface receptor signaling pathway. Lineage: Eukaryota; Metazoa; Chordata; Actinopteri; Osteoglossiformes; Mormyridae. The record is from RefSeq and is a predicted model, not a curated record. Gene Ontology annotation, molecular function: ubiquitin protein ligase activity; calcium ion binding; SH3 domain binding. Gene Ontology annotation, cellular component: membrane raft; plasma membrane.
AAACCGGUUUAUCAGAGCACAACCCGGAAAUGCAGUGCGCGCAGGAAAGCAGCUGAGAGCUCAAAGGGGGCUCCGCGGGAACAUGCGAGACAGGGACGCAACCACUUUCCUGGGCUAUAACACGCUAAGGAUACUGACCCCCCCCCCCACUCCGCCACCCAGCCAACCAGCCGGCCUCUGAGAGCUGCACAUCAUCACAUCUGUAUCUGAAGGGCAGGUCUGAACAUAACUGAAGGCAUGAAAAGCGAAGGGGGCGUCUCUGGGUCAUGGGAACGGACAAGUGUGAAAGAGUGAGUGAGGGCGGAGGAGAGAGUUGAGCCAACCGACUUUUAUCUCAUUGUCUGGCGGAAAAUUAAGAUUAAGGGACUGUUUUAUCUAAAGACGCACUUCUGCUUUCUUUCUAAUGGCAAAAAGUAGAGAACUUGAUUUGUAGCCUUCUCUCAGCUCUUCAAGGGACAAAAUAUCUUCUAGUGCUUACCGGCUACCACCCAGUAGCUGCUGGUGGCUCACUGGGAUCCCGCUUUUGUCCUUCCGUCCGUGCUGCUGUCAUCGUGAUAUGUGCAGGCAGACAUUGGCAUGAAGGAGGAAAUGUGGAACAGGCUUGUGAAGUGAAGAAUCUUCUAGAACACCAGGGGGUCUUCUGCUAGAUAUGGAUCUCUUGGGACUUCAUGACUUCACAUGAAGACUGACAAAGCACCCAGGAGCGACACCUACAUGCUGGCCUUAGCAAGUCUGCAGCCUAUACACCGUCAUUGCUUCGACAUACACAUGUGAGUCAUGGCAGCAGCGCGCAGCUGGUGGGGAAUAGGCCAAAGCCCUAGGCCUGACUUAGCCAGGUCCAGCACCACUACAUUGACUGCGGCAGACUCCCGGCUGUUGGACAAAACCCUGAAAAGGCUAGGAAAACUGGAGACUUUGUCUACCAACCCACGGCUAGCCCUGAAGAACAGUCCGCCCUUCCUGCCUGACCUGGUGUCUCAGACAGCAAACCAGCUUUCGGGGGUCUGGGCACCCUACCGAGGCCCAGCCACAAGUGAGACGAGUGGCUAUGUCCCUCGUGGCGAUGAGGCCGAAUACCUGAGGGUCCACAUCAGGCACCUGCUGACCAAGACAGAGAGAGCGAUACUCCUGUUCAAAGAGGGCAAGGAGAAGAUCUUUGAGGAGAACUCCAGCUAUAGGAGAAGCCUGACGAAGAUUUCUCUGCUGUUCAGCCACAUGCUGCAUGAACUGCAGGCAGUGUUUCCCAGGGGACAUUUUCAGGGGGACACAUACAGGCUGACUAAAACAGAAGCCGGGGAAUUCUGGAGGAAAGCAUUUGGAGAGAGGUGUAUCAUACAGUGGAACAGUUUCAAGGAGCAGCUUCGCAAGGUUCAUGCUUUCGAGGAGGGCAUGGAGGCCAUGGCCCUAAGGUCCACGGUGGACAUCACCUGCAAUGACCACGUCUCCAUCUUUGAAUUUGACAUUUUCACUAGGCUCUUCCAGCCAUGGUCAUCCCUGCUAAGGAAUUGGAACCAUUUGGCAGUCACCCACCCUGGGUUCAUGGCUUUCCUCACCUAUGACCAGGUCCGGUCCCGCCUGGAAAACUACACCCAUCAGCCUGGCAGCUACAUCUUCCGCCUGAGUUGCACCCACAUGGGCCAAUGGGCCAUCGGUCAUGUGACCAAGGAUGGCGCCAUUGUGCAGACCAUUCCCCAGGACAUUCCUCUGUUCCAGGCUCUCGUCAAGGGUUACCAAGAAGGCUACUAUCUGUUCCCAGAUGGUAGAGACAACAACCCUGACCUAACCAGUCUGUGCGAGCCGACUUACAAGGGCAAAGUCAGAGUCAGCCCGGAGCAGUAUGAGCUCUAUUGUGAGAUCGGCAGCACCUUCCAGCUGUGUAAGAUCUGUGCCGAGCGAGACAAAGACAUUCGCAUCCAGCCAUGUGGACACCUGCUGUGCCAACCCUGCCUCAGCAGCUGGCAGAGAUCCGACGGCCACACCUGCCCAUACUGCCGGUGUGACAUCAGAGGGACAGAGUCUGUCGUGGUAGAGCCCUUCCUGCCGGACAAAGUUGAUGAGGAGGAUACCGACAACAGCGAAGAUGAUCUGGAAGACGUGGCACUAGUGAUGCAGCAGCUGGCCUCCAUGAAAAGGCUGUCCCUCUCUGCCCAGCAGCAGCCUGACCUUACACCCCCACCCCUGCCUCCAAAGACCAGCUGCCCUUCCCCCAAGCUGCCCAGACCCACCUUCAGACCUCCUGCUAAGCUGCCCCCCGAGCAGCCCCCCUCUCGUCCUAAUCUCAGCAGCUCUGACGUGGAGACACUGUCCCACCCACAGAUCGCCAGGUGUGUGUCGGACGACAGCUGCAGCAGUGAGGAGGACACCAUCUGGGGUCCCCCGCCCAUACUGCGAGUCAGUUCAUGUGGUGAGGAAUCGUCCCCUGCGUCAAACAGGCCUUCAUCCUCCCAGUCAGGAAGAACCAUAGGUGGUGCUCUGUGGAUGGGGUCAUCGGUUGUGGGCCAAGAGAGGGAGAAGAGGCCAAAGGAUCGCAGAGAAAUGGAGCGAACCAUGUCCUCUUAAGAGUGCAGGGAUCUGGCUGGACACCAGUGGGAUUGGAAAGAGCUACAUUUUCCUCUGUCCCAGGACUCCAUAACAAUAGGCUCUAAUACACAUAGUACACAGCAAGUUAACCAUUAUAAUUAUUAUUUUACUACUGAGUUUAUACUUAUGGCUUAUAAACCUCUAACUACUUACAAAAGCGAUAGUUAAAUGUUCUGUCAUAAAAUGUACAAAACUAGAGUUUUGGAUAUUAGUCUGUUACUCCUUAAAAAAUAAAGGCGUUGAAUGUU